Penicillium oxalicum is the source of this 2838-nucleotide messenger RNA. Its product is annotated as SH3 domain protein. The coding region runs from base 1 to 2838 and encodes 945 amino acids. The record is from RefSeq and is a predicted model, not a curated record. Gene Ontology annotation, molecular function: ubiquitin-protein transferase activity; zinc ion binding; protein binding. Lineage: Eukaryota; Fungi; Ascomycota; Eurotiomycetes; Eurotiales; Aspergillaceae. The transcript is spliced from 2 exons. Gene Ontology annotation, cellular component: nucleus. Gene Ontology annotation, biological process: mitotic cell cycle checkpoint signaling; ubiquitin-dependent protein catabolic process; protein ubiquitination.
AUGUCGCAAGCGCAGCCGUCGCCUGCGCUAGAUGAUCUUGAAAAAGAGCUGGGGUGCUCGAUCUGUACGGAGUUGCUCUAUCAACCGCUCACUCUACUCGACUGUCUACACACCUUUUGCGGAUCUUGCUUAAAAGAAUGGUUUACAGCACAGGCUUCACGGCGCCGCUCGUCGUCGGACAACUCUCCCCGAUUUACAUGUCCAUCCUGCCGCGCUGAAGUGUUACGGACGCGCACAAAUGCGACGGUGACCACGCUACUGGAUAUGGUGCUGGCGGCGCAUCCCGACCGUGCCAGAUCCGACGCCGAAAAGGAAGAAAUCGCCUCGCGUUAUACCCCAGGAGACUCUGUCUUCCCUUCUCUGCCAUCUCAGCGAGACAACCAUGACAGCUCGGAGGAGGAAGAAGACCGGAGGGUUUUACAGCAUGUCCAGGAGAUGAGUCUCCGUGAAAGUCGGGCACAGGCCCGCAGGGAGGCCCGACGGACAGCCGGUCAUUCAGACAGGACUCGAGACAGGAGCGCUCAUCCUGAACGCACCGGGGAAGAAACCAGAUCAAGACGACGGCGAGGCGAAGAUUCGGGACGCCAGCAGGGCACUGCGCGGGUUCCUGGCGAUGCUGAACGCGCACGGCGCAUCCAGCACCAGUCAAGCUUACGGUCACUCCUGAGCUUAUCCUCGGAGGCUGAAACUAUGCAAGAGGAGAUUCUCCGACAGAUUCUCGAGGAAGGCUUGCUGGACGAUGUUGACUUUGACAAUCUCACCGCGGCCCAAGAGGAGGAAUUGAGUGAGCGGAUCGCGGAUGCCUAUCGCCGGAGUCACAUGCAACAGCCACGCGCCUCUUCAGGUUCAAGACGCCGACGAUCUGCCGAGGAUGGUGGGCGCAUUCGCUCACGAUCACGGUCGGUUCAACGAUCGAGCGACAACACCACUACCACUGCUGCCCCCGCCGCCGCCUCCUCCUCCUCCUCUUUGUCAUCCGCUCGCGACAGCAGUGAUAGGCGGCCCCCCGCGACUAGGCCACAUCUGUUUGAUUCACCCACAUCACGUCCGGGAUCAAAUCACCGAAGACGGAACUCGGAGCACAGUCAAAGUCGUCGCCGUGUGUCCCCCGUGCGGGUCAACGGGCCCUCUAAUUCAGAGGGUACGCUGCGGCCGGCCGUUCGAUCUUCGAGUGACAUGACCGUUGAGCGCAUCCACAGCACGCAAACGGUACGAACCAGAGCCGAUGCGCUUGCUUCGCGGCCACGACGCGCGACCGAGUCAGACCAAGGCAUCUCUGAAGUGUGGAUGAACGGAAGUAGAGAGCGAACCUCGUCCGGUACAAAUAUGAGUCAGCUCGGGACAACAUCGACGGCGACGGUAUCGACCUCGAAUGUAGGUACACAGCCGGCUUCCACACAGGUUGCAGGGACGACGGUGGAUCAUUCGGCGCCUUCAAUCUCGUCGCCUCGUGUUCCACCAAGGUCAGAUAGGCGGCCCCGAUCAUCUGUUUGGAACGUGUUGGGUUCGUCUAGCGUCCAGUAUCUGGAGCCGUCGAUCUCGUGUGAUCGAUGUGGAGCUUCCGCUAUCCAAUAUGAUGUGCACAAGAAAUGCACAAAAUGCAGAGACCCUUCUUUCCAUCUUUGCCUACGAUGCUAUCGCACAGAUGGAGAUUAUCCGUCCGGAGAUUCUUCGCGGGUGAGCGGCUUCGAUCCUGUGGCCAAGGCGAUGUACGAGCGGAUUCAAUCAUCACCGAACCAUCGCCCCGCGAAAAUGCGUCAAACAGGUCACGUCAUGCGCGCAUUCAAGUAUGACCGGCCAUCGGAAAGUGCGCAGGUGGUGACAAAUGGGGAGAGGAAGAUCACAAACGACAAUCCCGCGCUGCGUCUAAUUUCCGGCCUCUUCUGUGAUAUCUGCCAGUCGCCCGCCAAUGAUUGCUUCUGGAAAUGUAGCAGGUGCAACGAAGGGGACUGGGGCUUUUGCAAUCGCUGCGUCAACCAAGGGCGAUGCUGUACACAUCCUCUUCUGCCCAUCCGACGCGUCGUUGGAGCCCCCAAGGCCUUGGCCACUAGCACACCAGCCGAUUCCAAUACCCUUUCUCGAUCUAACACCGAGGUCUUCAAGACGCUGUCUUUCUCCACCAACUGCGAUAUUUGCACGUACCCGAUCCCUGCAUCCGUGACUCGCUUCCAUUGCCUGCAGUGCAAUGAUGGCGAUUACGAUGUCUGCACCAACUGCUACCUGAAACUGGUGGCAACGUCUAAAAUCAGCAAAGAGAAUGGUCACAGCGGUUGGCGACGCUGUUUGGCCUCUCACCGGAUGAUCGUGGUGGGCUUUGAGGAUCGAGACGAUGGUCAACGACGCGUGAUUGUCAGAGAUCGAGUCGGCGGCAAUGCUCUCCAGGACGAGCACAUUGCUGGACAAUCGCCGCCCGCCUCGUCAGUAGGCAGCAGCCCCGGUGCCGCCGCCGACAGAGCGAACGGCUACUGGAGCUGGAAAGAGGGAUCCGAGCGACGGAAAAAGGCCUCUCGCCUUCGGGGGCUGUCUUCCUCUUCUCAUGGUGGUGGGCACACCGCGUCCCCCGGUGCCUCCGACUCGGCGUCUGGGAACAGCUCGUCUUCCUUUUCACAAGGGGCGAUUUUCCGUCGUUUCCCACCCGAUGGCGGCGUGGGGCUCGUGGUUCAGGCAAAAUGGUCCUAUUUCCCUGGGGAGGAAGAUGAAGAUGAGUUAUUCUUCCCUCGCGGAGCGGAGAUCAAAGAGGUUGACGAUGUGAACGAUGAGUGGUUCUGGGGCAGUUAUGCUGGCCGAACGGGAUUAUUCCCCGGUACUCAUGUCACGGUUGUGGGAGAGAUCAAAUGA